This is a messenger RNA of Cataglyphis hispanica, 2526 nucleotides long. RefSeq names its product thyrotropin-releasing hormone receptor-like. Bases 829 to 2259 code for a protein of 476 amino acids. Gene Ontology annotation, biological process: G protein-coupled receptor signaling pathway. The record is from RefSeq and is a predicted model, not a curated record. Gene Ontology annotation, molecular function: G protein-coupled receptor activity. NCBI's taxonomy places the organism in Eukaryota, Metazoa, Arthropoda, Insecta, Hymenoptera, Formicidae. Gene Ontology annotation, cellular component: plasma membrane. The transcript has 6 exons.
UAAAAGAUACAUUGUCAGAUUAAGGGAAUGAAAAGCUUGGAACAUAAUUGCUAGAAUUGUUGUACAACAUCGUUAUAUCAAGAAGAUACCUUUUGUCUCCAACCUUCGCUUGAAAUCACUGCGCGUAGUGACAAGCGGAAUGAUGGAAAAAAAAGAGAAUAAUGAAAAAUGUGCGCGUAGAAAAUCGGACGAUACGUAUAAUUUUAUUCUCUGCAAAACGUGACAAUUAAAUGCGCCACUUGUAGCGUAUUACAUAAUACAUUUCUUGAACGGAGAUUCUUGUUUAAGAAUUAUUCAACGAGGCGCGUUGCGCGAGCAAAUUUAAUGAAAUUGUGAAGUGCGAACCAGUGACUGUGCAAUUUAAUUAAACGCGCGCGAUAUUCCGUACUACGGGGAGAAGAAAGGAAGAGCUUUUAUCGAACAACAAUGUUGCUUAUCACGCGUGAUUCGAGUGCGUGGAAUACUGUCGUGUUCGUGUCGACAAUUUUAAUGAGUCUUCGUCAAACAGGCAUUCUCAUUCAAUAGGUUUUAUCAGCGUAAGGUAUACGUUAUACGAGAGGAAAAAGUUGGGAAUGGGACAUCGGACAAUGAUUUUGCCGAUCGCAUACCCGUGAUUCGAGCGUUCAGUGAAACUCUAUAGCCCACACUGGCCUGGUCUGUAUCAACAACGUCACACCUACGAGCCUGGAGAAUGGCCAAUAUUAUUGCGACGUGCAUCACGCGCUAAUGCACAUCGCACCCGAUCGCGUUCAGCAGUUUCUGAAGCAACGAAGAGAAUCGUCACAGGGAACUUCCUUUGUACGUUAAUGUGAUCUCGUCAGUGCAACCAUGUUCACCGUAUUUCAAGAACUAUCGAGCAGAGUCUCGAGAUAUCAUCAGAUAUCGAGGACGGUUGGCGAUUUAUCACCGCGACUCCGAAGAUCGGCAUCGCCCACGAAUUGGACGAUCUACGAUUACCAAAAUCAUAGCUUCGAGACGAUUUUCGAGAUGGACGAGGAACUGGAUGGGAUCUGCACCAAGCUAUACUUUCUCUUGGACUUUUGUCAUCUCUAUUAUAUACCGUCCAUCAUUCUGUUGGGCUUGGUGGGCAACUUGUUGUCGUGCGUGGUCUUUCUCAAAACGCAUCUGAAGCUGCGAAGCUCUAGCUACUAUCUGGCCGCGUUGGCUACCGCCGAUUUCGGCUUUCUCAUGUCCCUGCUCCUAGUGUGGCUUAACAGCACGGUAGGCUGGAGGGUCUUCAACAACGACGGCUGGUGCGAAACAUUGGUGUACAUCAGUGCGGUUUGUAGCUCGCUCAGCGUUUGGCUAAUCGUUGCCUUUACCGUCGAGAGAUUCAUCGCUGUUCAAUAUCCGCUUCAUCGGCCGCAUAUGUGCACCGUGGCACGCGCAAAAACGAUCAUAUUGGUGUUGACAUUCUUUGCUUUGGCCAGCCAUUCGUACUGCUUCGUCACCGCUGGGGUGAUAAGGAACCAGUACGGCGACGAGAUGUGCGAUUUGAGGAUCGAGUAUCUGGAAAUCAUGAGAAUUAUCAGCAUUAUUGACAGCAUAGCGAGCUUAAUCGUGCCACUUGUGCUCAUCAUCGUGAUGAAUAUCAUGAUCAUGAGAAAUCUCCUCGAGUUUGGCAGGCGAUUCAACCAAGAGCAGCCCGGUACCGCUAAUUGCGUCAACAGGGAGAAGGCCGAUAUCAAUCUCAAUCGAAUCCCGAGUGGCAACAGCAGCAAUAAUGGUGCCGGUUAUAUAAACAUGGUUUCGCUCGUGGGUGCAAAUGGAACGCGGAGACCACCCUCCCAGCAAUUAUCCUUCCAUUCUUCUAAUAGUAAGAAUCAUUCUCGGCAUCAAUCUGCAUCUGUCCCGCCGUCAACACCACGAAACGCCUAUCAAAUGACCGAAAUUGAAGCUCCGUGUAUGCACGUAAUGUCAUCUUCUCGGAAUCUCGGAUCGACCAGAUUUAAUCAAGAAAGCAUCACUAAAAUGCUUGUACUUAUUAGCACUGUCUUUAUAUUACUUAAUUUACCGAGCUACGUGAUUCGAUUAUGCGUAUUCUUCUUUACCCUGGCGAGGAAGGAUACACCUGAGACACUUUGGUGUUUGCAGCAGUUCUUCAUGCUGCUCUACUACACGAAUUUCAGUAUCAAUUUUCUGCUGUACGCCAUGUGCGGCAUUACGUUUCGCCGUUGCCUGGAGCAGAUACUACGCAGGAUCAUGAAGAGCAUGACACUGUAUCAUUGCAAUUCACAGAGGGAACCAAUUAGUCCGUGAAAUGUCCACGCUCCCUUGGAUCACAUUGUUAAUCUACUGUCUGUUUCCAACUGAGACUUUGGCCAAGAUCGUGGCGGCUUUUGGGGUAAGCGGGUCCAAGUCCAAGAUGAUCCUGUUUGCGAAAUUGCCUUGAAAAAACAUCGCGUUCGCACAAUGCAAUCUUUCACGAAAUAAGUGAUGCAAACAUUGUGUUUCGUGUCGAUGAUGAGACGAUCAAUUCAACACAAGAUUCGCGAGAAAAUGAGAAACUGUCAGUGUGAAUUCGAG